Trichoplusia ni (cabbage looper) is the source of this 1456-nucleotide messenger RNA. RefSeq lists its product as uncharacterized. The coding region runs from base 620 to 1396 and encodes 258 amino acids. The record is from RefSeq and is a predicted model, not a curated record. The transcript has 3 exons. Lineage: Eukaryota; Metazoa; Arthropoda; Insecta; Lepidoptera; Noctuidae.
ACAAUGUAACCAGUUUAAAUAAGCCAAAAUGAAUCAGACGCGGCGAUGUAAAUUGAAAACAAGAAAAAAAAGAACUACCAACGAAAUUCGUCGUUAAGCAGAAAUAAGCUCGCUGAAGAACAUUACUUGGUUGUACAAACAUAAAAUCUGCUGCGGUUUCGCCAAACUGCUAGAAUAAGACGAUUCAUGCGUGAAUCCUUUAUGCCAGACAGAGAAAACACACAUUAGAGUGAGACCGAAAACAAAUGGGUGGGGCCUUGUCGACCAACACAACUAGACCUAUCAAACUUCGGGAUUCGACUUUAAAAGUAUAGAAAUGUAAGUGUCUGGUUAUUGUGGACGGAACGCCCAGUCGUUUUGUCCACAUACGACACAAUAUGAGUAUAAUCGGUGCUCGUCGCUUUAAUAAAAUAAUUCAGUUGUUUGUGAGUACUGCUCUCGUGCGGAUAUCCGAACGUCCCGUCGCGUCGCGAGCGGCUGAACGAGCUGCGGUGUGUGCCUGUUCGUUACAAUAAAAAUAUAAAGUGUUGAGUGUUAUUUUAUCUGUGUUAUUUUUUUGAAAAAUAUUUUUUUUUCUUUUGUUGAUAGGCACAUAAUGUAAGAAGACUACAAUAAAACCAUGUCAUCACAAAUAAUGGCGCACUCCCACGGCCUCUACCGCCGGGACUCGAACGAAAUCCAAGAGAAACCCUUAGAAAUCGACACGGAAUCAAACCCGGACCGCAGCCGAUCAAACAGCCCGAAGACCAUGAAGUACUAUAAACAGAUGGAUGAGGAAAAGACGAUACUGAAUCAAGGGAAGAAAUCGUUCUGCAUCGACGCGUUGCUCUCAAGACAGCUGCCAGAAAGCAGCUUGCAAGACAAAAUGUCGCAGCAGAAAUACUUAACCAUCUACAAUAAGAACUACAUAGGGCGGUAUCAAGAGAACUAUGAUGCUCAAAUUGAACAGAAUAUGAUAAACAAGUGUGAGGGAAGGGAGAGCCCGAGGUCCGGACAGCGAAGUCCGGUGUCCGGGCAGAGUAGCAGAUCCGCGAGUCCGGGGUCCGAUGAUGGGAACAGGUCCGGGAGCUAUAGCCCCCCGAUUUCUCCGGGGGUUGAAGGCGGGAAUGAAGAAUAUGAAACGUACAGACCCGGUAUAAUCCCAAAACCAGGUCUGCUGCCCCAGAACCCGGCGCUGGUGGCUGCGCAGUCCGCCGCCCUCUUCAACUACCCCCAGCUGUCCCAGCCCGGGGCGCUCCCCCCCGGCGCCCCGCUCCCCUCCGCCUUCCACCACCCCGGAGACAGGGUCCUGCAUCACAUGCAACUGGAGUGGCUCGCUAGGACCGGCAUGUUCUACCACAGGAUACCCGAACUUGGAGGUAUGUGGUUUACGAAGAUGGAUUUUUGUGGAAUUUGAUUGUUGAAAGGAAUUGAAUUUUGUUUUUAAAGUUGAAUAAUUAUGAUGUUAAGCAAAGAG